Molecule: messenger RNA, 1452 nt
Organism: Grammomys surdaster
Lineage: Eukaryota; Metazoa; Chordata; Mammalia; Rodentia; Muridae
Gene: Zbtb8b
Product: zinc finger and BTB domain containing 8B
Exons: 3
Coding region: 1-1452 (483 amino acids)
Biological process (GO): regulation of transcription by RNA polymerase II
Molecular function (GO): RNA polymerase II cis-regulatory region sequence-specific DNA binding; protein binding; DNA-binding transcription factor activity, RNA polymerase II-specific
Source: RefSeq, a predicted model, not a curated record
AUGGAGGCACAGUCCUAUUGCGCGAAGCUCUUGGGGGAGUUGAAUGAGCAGCGGAAACGAGACUUUUUCUGUGACUGCAGCAUCAUCGUGGAAGGGCGCAUCUUCAAAGCCCACAGGAACAUUCUGUUCGCUAACAGUGGCUACUUCCGCGCCCUGCUCCUUCACUACAUCCAGGACAGCGGGCGGCACAGCACAGCCUCCUUGGACAUAGUCACCUCUGACGCCUUCUCCACCAUCCUAGACUUCCUCUACUCUGGGAAGUUGGAUCUGUGUGGCGAGAACGUGAUUGAAGUCAUGUCAGCUGCCAGCUACCUGCAGAUGAAUGACGUGGUCAACUUCUGCAAGACAUAUAUCAGGUCAUCCCUGGACAUCUGCAGAAAGAUGGAGAAGGAGGCCGCUGUGGCGGCGGCAGUGGCGGCGGCGGCCGCGGCGGCAGCUGCAGCUCAUCACAUAGACAUUGAGAGUCCAAGUUCAGGACUGGAGGGGACUUCCUGUGGCACUAAGAACUUUGUCUCCUCCCCAGUAGACGGAGAAGGGAGUCUGGAUUGUACAAGAUCAUCUCCUUGUGAUGACUGCCAUCCCUUGGAGCUGGUGUCGAAAGACAGCCAGGGCUCUGGUGCCUCCGACAGUGACUUUUGUAUUGUGCCCAGACGGGUUGAACCUAAGGUGGAAUUCGAUGUUGCCAGAGUGGAGGUGGAGGCUGACGAACAACUGCAGCAGUACGCCGCCCCACUGGCCCAUGCCGAGGAAGGUCUGCCCAGUAACCAGGCCUUGGAUCUGACGUACAGUAGCUACCACAUGAAACAGUUCCUGGAGGCUCUCCUGCGCAAUGGUGCUGUCCAGAGCAAAGAUGACGCGGAUCAUCACUUUUCUCGUGGCUUGGAGGGAAGACUGGAAGGUCCAGGAGUGCCCAUGAGUUCCGUGAUGGACGUUCAGAACGACUGGUAUAGAGAAGACUCAGGUGACGUGCUGGUGGUCCCCAUCAAGCUCCACAAGUGUCCUUUCUGCCCUUACACUGCCAAGCAGAAGGGCAUCCUCAAGCGGCACAUCCGGUCACACACUGGCGAACGGCCUUAUCCCUGCGAGACGUGUGGCAAGAGGUUCACGAGACAGGAGCACCUUCGGAGUCACGCCCUGAGCGUCCACAGAUCCAGCCGUCCAAUUAUCUGCAAAGGCUGUCGAAGAACCUUUACAAGCCACUUGUCCCAGGGGCUGAGGCGCUUUGGGCUGUGUGACAGCUGCACCUGUGUCACAGACCCCCACGAUGAAGAUGACGACCUGAUGCCUGUCAACCUUAGCCUGGUGGAGGCUUCUGAAAGCCACGAGAAGAGCGACACAGACGACUGGCCCAUCUACAUAGAGUCCGGUGAGGAGAACGACCCGGCUGCUGAUGAUUCUGACGACAAACCACACAUUCGGCCCAACUUACCAGCCCCAGAGACACUUACAUAG